Molecule: messenger RNA, 5671 nt
Organism: Chiroxiphia lanceolata (lance-tailed manakin)
Lineage: Eukaryota; Metazoa; Chordata; Aves; Passeriformes; Pipridae
Gene: ATP11B
Product: ATPase phospholipid transporting 11B (putative)
Biological process (GO): phospholipid translocation
Cellular component (GO): trans-Golgi network; plasma membrane; endoplasmic reticulum
Molecular function (GO): magnesium ion binding; ATPase-coupled intramembrane lipid carrier activity; ATP hydrolysis activity
Source: RefSeq, a predicted model, not a curated record
CGGCGGGGCUGUGCCGCUCCUGACUCGGCCCCGCGCCAUGGGGAGCAGCCGCGGCGGGCGGCUCGCCUGAGGCGGCGGCGACAGCGGAGGGCGCGGCAGUGCCGAGGGAGCCCCGCCGCGGGGGCCGCGACCCGCGCCGCCGGGGAUGCUGCGCUGGGUCCGGCAGCAGCUGGGUUUUGACCCACCACAUCAAAGCGAUACAAGAACUAUUUAUAUAGCAAAUCGUUUUCCCCAGCAUGGCCAUUAUGUUCCUCAGAAGUUUGCAGACAACAGAAUCAUAUCAUCCAAGUAUACAGUGUGGAAUUUUGUUCCAAAAAACUUAUUUGAGCAGUUCAGAAGAGUAGCCAACUUUUAUUUUCUCAUUAUAUUUUUGGUUCAGCUCAUGAUAGAUACCCCUACCAGUCCUAUUACCAGUGGAUUGCCAUUAUUUUUUGUCAUAACUGUGACAGCCAUAAAACAGGGUUAUGAAGAUUGGCUACGACAUAAAGCAGACAAUGAAGUCAAUGGUGCUCCAGUUUAUGUUGUUCGAAGUGGUGGCCUUGUGAAAACUAGAUCUAAAAACAUUCGGGUGGGGGACAUUGUCAGAGGCCAAGAUGAGACUUUUCCUGUUGACCUGGUGCUUCUGUCGUCUGAUCGAGUGGACGGUUCAUGCCAUGUCACCACUGCAAGUUUGGAUGGAGAGACCAAUCUUAAGACACACGUUGCGGUCCCAGAAACAGCAGUGUUGCAGUCUGUUGCCAACCUGGACAAACUGGUGGCUGUUAUAGAAUGUCAGCAGCCAGAAGCAGAUCUGUACAGAUUUGUUGGAAGAAUAACUGUAAGUCAACAAGCUGAAGAAAUAGUACGACCUCUUGGGCCUGAAAGUCUCUUACUUCGUGGAGCAAGAUUAAAAAACACUAAAGAAAUAUUUGGUGUUGCAGUGUAUACAGGUAUGGAGACAAAGAUGGCAUUAAAUUACAAGAGUAAAUCUCAGAAACGGUCAGCAGUAGAAAAGUCCAUGAAUUCCUUUUUGAUUAUUUAUCUAAUAAUCCUCCUCUUUGAAGCCAUUCUGAGCACUAUUUUAAAGUAUGCAUGGCAAGCUGAAGAGAAAUGGGAUGAGCCCUGGUACAAUGAAAAAACAGAGCAUGAAAGAAAUAGCAGUAAGAUCCUGAGAUUUAUUUCAGAUUUUCUGGCCUUUCUGGUACUUUACAAUUUUAUUAUACCUAUUUCACUCUAUGUGACUGUCGAGAUGCAAAAAUUUCUUGGAUCUUUUUUUAUUGGCUGGGAUCUUGACCUCUAUCAUGAAGAAACAAACCAGAGAGCGCAAGUAAAUACUUCAGACCUCAAUGAGGAAUUGGGACAGGUAGAGUAUGUGUUUACAGACAAAACUGGUACAUUAAAAAAUGAGAUGCAGUUUCGGGAGUGCUCCAUUAAUGGCAUAAAGUACCAAGAGGUCAAUGGUAAACUAACUCCAGAGGGAUUUUCUGAAGAUUCUCCAGAUGGAAAUAGGCAUGGUUUGGUGAAAGAGGAAGAACUGUUCUUGAAGGCAGUUUGUCUUUGUCAUACAGUGCAGAUCAAUGCAGAUCAGACAGAUGGUGCUGAUGGUCCCUGGCAUGCCAAUGGAAUAACAUCCCCAUUGGAGUAUUAUGCUUCUUCACCAGAUGAGAAAGCUUUAGUUGAAGCUGCAAGCCGGGUUGGAGUAGUAUUUACUGGAAUUAGUGGAGACAGUAUGGAAGUAAAAAGCCUUGGAAAACCAGAGAGGUACAAAUUGCUUCAUGUGUUGGAGUUUGAUCCAAAUCGCAGACGAAUGAGUGUCAUUGUGGAGAGUCCCUCAGGGGAAAAGCUUUUAUUCACAAAAGGAGCAGAAUCUUCCAUUCUUCCUCGUAGUAAGAAUGGAGAAAUAGACAAAACAAGGAUACAUGUGGAUGAAUUUGCUUUGAAAGGACUAAGAACUUUGUGCGUAGCCUACAGAAGAUUCACACCUGAGGAGUAUCAAGAAAUUGGCAAACGCCUUCAUGAGGCCAGGACUGCCUUACAACAACGGGAGGAAAGAUUAGCAGAUGUGUUCAACUUCAUAGAAAGGGAUCUGGAAUUGCUUGGGGCUACGGGAGUAGAAGACAAACUGCAGGAGAAAGUCCAAGAAACUAUAGAAGCCCUCAGGUUGGCUGGUAUCAAAGUGUGGGUGCUCACUGGAGACAAGCACGAGACAGCUGUUAGUGUCAGUUUGUCCUGUGGACAUUUCCACAGAACCAUGAACAUCCUUGAGCUUGUGCAGCACAAGUCAGACAGUACCUGUGCAGAACAACUGAGGCAGCUUGCCAAGAGAAUAAAGGAAGACCAUGUUAUCCAACAUGGACUGGUUGUGGAUGGGACCAGCCUCUCUCUUGCACUCAGGGAACACGAAAAACUGUUCAUGGAAGUUUGCAAAAACUGUUCUGCAGUGUUGUGCUGUCGCAUGGCACCCCUUCAGAAAGCAAAGGUAGUGCGACUGUUAAAAACGUCUCCAGAGAAACCCAUAACAUUAGCAAUCGGUGAUGGUGCUAAUGAUGUGAGCAUGAUACAAGAAGCACAUGUUGGCAUAGGAAUCAUGGGCAAGGAAGGAAGGCAAGCUGUAAGGAACAGUGACUAUGCAAUAGCUCGGUUUAAAUUCCUCUCCAAGUUGCUUUUUGUUCAUGGGCACUUUUACUAUAUUAGAAUAGCAACCCUUGUACAGUACUUUUUUUAUAAGAAUGUGUGCUUUAUUACACCACAAUUUUUAUAUCAGUUCUUCUGUUUGUUUUCACAACAAACGCUCUAUGACAGUGUAUACCUGACUUUGUACAAUAUUUGUUUCACUUCCCUGCCUGUCCUCAUAUACAGUCUUUUUGAGCAGCAUGUGCAUCCGCAUGUAUUGCAGAGUAAACCCGUGCUCUACAGAGACAUCAGUAAAAAUGCCCAUCUGGGGUUUAAACCAUUUCUUUACUGGACCAUCUUGGGCUUCUUUCAUGCAUUUGUUUUCUUUUAUGGCUCGUAUCUUCUAAUGGGAGAAGACACUUCUCUGCUGGGAAAUGGCCAGAUGUUUGGAAACUGGACAUUUGGUACUUUGGUCUUCACCGUUAUGGUUAUAACUGUCACAAUGAAGAUGGCACUAGAAACUCACUUCUGGACAUGGAUAAACCAUUUCGUUACUUGGGGAUCCAUUGUAUUUUAUUUCAUAUUCUCCUUGUUUUAUGGGGGAAUUAUCUGGCCAUUUUUACAUACCCAGGACAUGUACUUUGUAUUUGUUCAACUGUUGUCAAGUGGUUCUGCUUGGUUUGCCAUAAUCCUCAUAGUAGUUGCUUGUUUGUUUAUUGAUGUUGUGAAGAAAGUGCUGUACAGACAUCUGCAACCAACAAGUACUGAAAAAGCUCAGCUUACUGAGGCAGGUUCAGGUAUCAACUGCUUGGACUCCAUGUGCUGCUUCUCAGAUGGGGAAACAGCAUGCACAUCUGUUAGAAGAAUGUUGGAACGACUAAUGGGAAGAUGUAGCCCAAACCCGGGUCAACAGUGUUUGUAAGGUUACCGAAGAAACAUGCAUUUAAACAAUUAAGGAGGAACUUAAGAAUCCAUCUGUCUGCCAAGGUAUAUUUUUCUAUUUGCAGUAAAUCUAAGUCAGUAAUGUCUCAUUCAGAACAUAGACAUGGUUUGCCUUAGACCAGAUUUUUUGGUGUGACAAAUACUUUGGAUGGAAGAAGUGACUGGGGUUUUGUGUUGAUGUCACAAAGCUUUUAAAAACACUUCUAUUCAAGGAAGGAAGAUUGUGUAUUUCUUUGACAGCUGAAGUGUAGGAAACCAUUCACUGUGCAUUGGGCACAGUGCAGAAUCCUUCGUGUAGAAGCCAGAACAAAAUCCAGCUAAUUCCGUGUAACACUGGCAUUCGUCCCCGAGUCAGAGUGGGAACAGGUGGGGGACAAUUUGCCACGGGGAGGAAAUGUCUUAUUAUUCUCUCUUAGCCUUGAAAUCCAUAAAAGCCUGUAGUAGGAGUUUGUAGUUCAAAGGAAGAGUGGUGUACACUCACUUUACUAUGCAGUGUCUCUGAAGAAGCACCUUCUCCACAGCCCCUCCCAAAUGGGAUUGCAUUCCCAGCAGGUCGGCUCUUGUUCUGGAAAAAACAGGGUUUGGUUUUGUUACUUAGGAAAACAUAAUUUUAGUUGCCAAGCUUAAGCUUUUAAAAGGAUGCAGUGGAAAAGACUUCAGUGGGAAGAUGUUCUGAAUUGUUUCACAAACUAAAAUGUAAAUAUUCUGCUUAAGAGUAUUCUGUAUAUCUUUUAAGGUUACAGGUAGGGGAGGGGGAACAAAAACUGCAAAGGAAGGAACCCUGAAAACUUUGGCUUUAUAUUUUCAGAGUGAUUUAUUGUUUUUAAGUGCAAAAGGUGAUUUGAGACAAGCUCAUGCAAUUUAGAAUGCGUAUUAGGCACCUACAAUGUCUUACUGAAAACCUUCAGUAGUACUUUCAAACAUGUUUUUUAUGACAGUGUAACUUCUAUAUUGGAAUAAAAUAUUUUCUAGUGUUAGAAGUGUCUCAAAGCUGUAGUCUAAAUCAUUUUUCAUAGUUUGAUACUUCUGUACUUCUAAGGAGUUAUGAUUUUGGUGAAAUAGUGUUAAAAUGCUCAAGCAUAAUGUGCUUCUGAAGCAUUUAUUUUUGAGCUAUUUUGGGAUUCUCAUUUUUUUGGUGUAGAAUCCCUAAUAACUUGCCAUCAUCGCUGGACUCACCACUGCCUUGUUUGUUACACAGAUGUCCCUGCUUAAAGUUGUUCCUAGAACUGGGCAACCACUCACUAGGGACUAAUUUUAUCCUUAUUCUGCUCCUAAAUUAGUUCCCAGCUAGACUCUCUUCUUUGCAGAUCUGGGUUGGGGGUUUUUUUGGAAACAUUUUUAUUGUUGGUUGUUUUGUACGUUCUUUGCUUCUGUUGUUUGCUUCCAGCGGCAUGAUUUGUCUGGGUUCUGCUCUCUGGGAAUGACUCAGUUUGUAACAGGAGGAGGGAAGAACGGGAUGCUCGUGCUCUAUCAGCUCUUGCCUUCAGUCGUCUUAGAAGCGCAUUUGCAUCGGUAUUUGCGAGGCUUCUGCUUGCCGUAGAUUUUUUUUCCUUCAGCUAAAUCCUGCUCCCAGAGGCACCAGGACUGUCUGGGUGGAGAGCCCGUGUGGUGCUGGUUGAAGGGAUGUUCCUGUCGCUGCCUGGCUCCGGCUGUGCUGCCCUCAGUCCAUCCCGUCAUCGCUGCAGAGGGGCCGCGGUGGUUCCGGGGCUGUAACUGCACAGAUGUGAGCGGAGGGGCCCUGGGCUGUGCCUGGAACGUGAUGAAAUAAAUGUGCUGCUGUUUGUGGCACAGAGCGUGACUUGUCUGAAAGAAACUCUGGCCUGGCCUAGGGGGGUGGAUUAAUUUUUCCUCAGCAGGUUUAAAGGAAAUUACUUCAUCCAUCAGCAGGUUCUCAACCUUUUUACGUUUUGAGAACGGGCUAGAAGAUAAUCUCUGGGGCAUAUAUAGAAAGGGGAAAGUGGUUAAAAAUAAGGCUCACCUUGCUGCAGGAGUAUCUUAUUUAUAUCUCAAAGAAUAGAUUUUACAAUUCCUAGUUGCAGUCCCACGAGAGAUUUCGGAUCCUAUGCAUACAAAAACAACAGAUCAUCUUGUCUCCUGUUUUUUCACUGAAGUGUGAUCAAGUUCUGCUUUUCCAAAG